Molecule: messenger RNA, 3259 nt
Organism: Gambusia affinis (western mosquitofish)
Lineage: Eukaryota; Metazoa; Chordata; Actinopteri; Cyprinodontiformes; Poeciliidae
Product: E3 ubiquitin-protein ligase TRIM38-like
Exons: 12
Coding region: 125-2644 (839 amino acids)
Molecular function (GO): protein binding; zinc ion binding
Source: RefSeq, a predicted model, not a curated record
CUCUGCCAAAGCGCCAAGUUGGCAGUAUUUUUUUUUUUUUAAAGAAGGGAAUGUACUUUUAAAUAAUUUCUUUUAGAUUUUUGUCAGAGGCCGCGCGCUGAAUCAAACGGCGAGCCCGAACCCGAUGUCAACGCCUGCUGACUGCUGCAUCUGCCUGGAUGAGUUCACCAGCCCAGCGUCCCUCCCCUGCGGACACCGCUUCUGCCUGGAGUGCAUAGGAGAGUACUGGAGGACCGGCGAGAGCUGCCAGUGCCCCCUCUGCAUGGCGGUCUUCCCCAAACGGCCGCAGCUAAAGACCGAGCGAACUGAAAACGAAGCCGAGCCGCUCAAAGCGGGAGAGGUCCCGUGUGACGUCUGUCCGGCUCGGCGGGCCGCGGUCCGGUCCUGCCUGGCGUGCCUGGCCUCGUACUGUUCCGCUCAUCUGGAGCCACAUUAUCAGAGGGAGGACCUCGGACGCCAUCUGCUGGUCAGUGUGGCGAAGAACCUGGAGGUCUCUGUGUGUCGGCUGCAUGGGAGGAAGUUGGACAAGUUCUGCCGGAGUGACCGAACCUGCAUUUGCGCCACCUGCGCCAAGACGGAGCACAGAUGCCACCAUGUUGUUUCCGUCAGCAAGGAAGCUGCUAAGAACAAGACUAAACUGAAGCGCAGACGACUGAAGCUUCAGCAAGAGAUCCAGGAGAAGCUGAGCGUGGCUGAGGACGCGGAGCGGACCGCGGGCCUCCAUGGAGGAGAACGUCCAGCAGAACUUUGGCCGCGAACCAGGAAGCUGGAGAUCAGCGAGCUGCAGGAGAGGAACGCGGAGCUGGAGCAGCUCUUACAGACCGAAGACGACCUCCACUUUCUGCAGCAAUUCCUACACUCUGACCUCAUUAACUCUUCGGCUUUCCGUGGAACGGGCUUCAUAAAGAGCAACUCACAGGACUGUAUGCCUCCAGGCAACACCCAGCAGCAUGUGGGAGCAGAGGGAACAGGGCGGACACUGCUAACGGCUCAGCAACCUGAAGACAUGACUGCCACGGCCAAGUUCGUCAAAGAUGACUGCUUUCUGGAAAAACACCUAACAUGCCCCAUCUGCAUGGAAACAUUUAACGAUCCUGUGACCACAUCUUGCGGUCACUCAUUCUGCAUGAGGUGCCUGGAGCUCAGCAUCUCCUCAUUUCAGGUUGAUGAUGCUUGUCCUCUUUGCAAAAAGCAUCUGAGGAAAGCCCCUAAGGUGAAUAAUGUCCUGAGAGACAUUGUCGAAGAGGUGAAAAACACAUUGAGUCAGACGUUUACUGGGGCCGCCGGCGAGGUGCCCUGUGAUGCCUGCACGGUGCCCAAGAAGAAGGCUGAAAAGUCCUGCCUCGUGUGCCUGGCUUCAUAUUGUUCAACUCACUUGGAGAAUCAUUAUUCAGCUAAAAGACUGAAGGGCCACAAACUGGUGGAACCUGUGGAGAACCUGGAUACAAGGGCCUGCCCCACUCAUGGAUGCCCACUCGAGCUUUACUGCAGGAAGCGGCAAACAUGCGUUUGCGCUCAGUGUUUGGAUGGAGGCCACUGGGAAGUUGUCUCUGCUGAAGAGGAAUGGCAAAAGAAGAAGGAUCAAAUCGAGAACACCAAGGCGGAGUUACAAGAGAGAAUCAUGACAAGAAAAGCAAAGAUUGACGAGAUCGAUGAAGCUCUGAAGAGUUGUAAGGAGCAUGUUGGGAAAGAGUGGUGGGAUAUUGAAGCUCUGUUCACAGCUGUGCUUGACGUUGUGAAGGCAGCUAAGGCAGAGGCACUAAACCCACUUGAAGACAAGCUGUGGUUAUUAAAUAAGGAGUCAAAAAACCUCAAAGAUGAGUUGGAAGAUGAAAUCAACAAACUCGAGACAACAAUCUCAAAGCUAGACGACAUAUCGGUCCUUGAAGAUCAUAUCCUGUUCCUACAGAGGUACCCAUCUCUUUCAGUCCAGGAUGUCAUGAAAGACUGGACGUACAUUGAACUUGACACCACUCUGUCUUUUGGCUCCAUGAGAGAAACCGCGACAACAAUGAUUGAAAAUGUUCAGCAGCAGCUGGAGAAGCUGGCCACCAUUGAACUUACGAGAUUCCCAAAGUUUGAAGUGAACGUGAGGCUGGACCCAGAUACCGCACACAGGCGCCUGGUUUUCUCUGAUGAUGGCAGCAAAGUGAAAGACGGAGGAGAAAACCAGGAAGUGGCAGACUCUCCGAAGAGAUAUGAUGUGCUUGGCAGCGUCCUGGGACUCGACGCCUUGGCAACUGGGAAGUCGUACUGGGAGGUGGAGGUUGGCAACACAACCGGGUGGGAUCUAGGUGUAGCCAGAGGCAGCGCCAACCGCAGGGGACGACCAGCUUUAAACCCAGAUAACGGCUACUGGGUUCUGGUACAUUUUGAAGAGUGUGACGUACCUGAGCCAUUUACAGCGUACGCAGUCAUGACAGCUCCACCUGUUUCACUUUCUUUUAAAGACAAACCAAAGAAGAUUGGGGUGUUUGUGGACUAUGAAGAAGGCAUUGUGUCCUUCUACGACGCGACUGCCCGGUCUCAUAUCUACACGUUCUCCAAGUGCUCAUUCCAGGACGAGCUUCAUCCGUAUUUCAGUCUGCAUAUGAAAUAUGAGAUCAACUUUGAGCCUUUGAUUAUUUCAAAAAUAAAGCAAUGAAUUAGGAAUGGAAGUAUUUGGUCUUCCAUAUUUGCUCAGUCAGAGUAUGCAGACCUAAUUUUGAGCGGUAGAAGAGAAGUAUUCAAUGAUUUGAUGCAUCAGAGAAGAUCAUUUUAAAAAGCUUAAAAAUCAAGCUAACAAAACUGUUUUUAUUUCUAGUUACCGUAGCUUUACGAGGAAGAGUCGUCAUUUGGAAACAAUUUAAUUCCAGGAAAUUCGUUUGAGUAAAUCUGUGUGUGAAUAGACGAAAGAGAGUUGCAAACUAGGGUCAAGGGUCAAGGUAUCUUUUCUAUCCCUAACAGGCAAUUAGUUUUACGACAUGGUGAGACUUUUAGGAUUAGAGAAAUAAGGAAAGAAGUGUAUAAAUGCAGUCUUUUUUUGAACGUAAUAUUGUUUAUCAGUUUGACAGAUUUUUGGUAAUGUUUGCAUAAUCAUGCUGAAUGUUUUAUUUCAUUUGCCGCAAUUUGACGUCUUUGCUUCCUUGACACCUUGAUAGACAAAGCAACAGGAACUUUGGUUUUUCUAUCAUUAAAAUAAAAACUGUUUUGAAUUCUUGAAAUACUUUUUCUCCAAGUUUGUGACAUAAAAACAUGGUUAAAAAAAACUAUAUAUUUU